Messenger RNA from Oncorhynchus keta (chum salmon), 4046 nucleotides. RefSeq names its product protein PALS1-like. The record is from RefSeq and is a predicted model, not a curated record. Gene Ontology annotation, biological process: establishment or maintenance of epithelial cell apical/basal polarity; generation of neurons; morphogenesis of an epithelial sheet. The coding region runs from base 612 to 2666 and encodes 684 amino acids. Gene Ontology annotation, cellular component: adherens junction; plasma membrane. The transcript is spliced from 14 exons. Gene Ontology annotation, molecular function: protein binding. NCBI's taxonomy places the organism in Eukaryota, Metazoa, Chordata, Actinopteri, Salmoniformes, Salmonidae.
UAUAAUUCCACUAAACAUAUAUGAUCGUGAGGUGUACAGUCUAUUCUCCAUAACUCCACUAAUUCUGACCAAAGUCUUCUUAUUGUAAUAUUUAGCCGUCAUGUAUGUAUCGUGCUGAAAGUAACCUAGUGCAUUGUUUGGGGAAUAGAAUGUCAAGGUAUUUCAGGCUGUUGACAGGUGAACACUUUGGCGCAUGACCAUUUAAAUGGCCAACUGUGGCGCUGUGGGUUUGCCUGGGAGAUGCCCAAACACCAUGCGCAGUUACACCACAAUGAUGUGAGCUGACCCAACUCGCCACAGACCCGCUAAGUACGAUCAUGAGAGACCAGGCCGAAGAAUAAAGACGUUAAAGCUACGCAUCUUGGAAAUGUUAUGUACGCAAUAGAACACGACAUUUCAGAACCAUCGCAUAUUAAGGGAUUACGGGAUUACUUCUUCUGUGAAGACUUGGAAGCGGACCUGCUGCCCCACUGAAGACAGAUAAGAUCCGUUCCCGACUGAAGUGCUAUGGCCCCUGCUGCAGUGAGGAGUCCUAGCCUCAGGCCUUCAUAGUGGACAUUGAGCUACCAUCACACACGGGUGUAGGCCAGGGCCAGACUCCCGGAGCAGGGAUGAUCACUUCCCACAGGAACGGAGGACCCGGAUAUGUAAUAGAGGACCCAAUGGGGCCUGUGAGUGGCACAGAGGGUCUUGGGAGUGUAGCCAAGCUGCAGCAGAGGGAGAGGGCUGUGGACUGCCCCCCUGGGGACAAGGUGGUGGGGACUGGGAGCAGCGUUGUGCAGGGUUCCCGGUGCAGCGCCCAGAUGGAGAGGAUCCAGAGGUACCAGGAAGAGCUCAGGAGGAAGAGGGAGGAGAACGCCAACAAAGGGAAGCAUGAGAUCGAUCUCAACGCCUCACUCAGGCUCAAGAAGCUUGCCCAGAACCCAGCCAAGACGGGUAUCGACAACCCUACGUUCGAAGCGCCUAAGGCGGGCAAGGAGACCAAGGAUGGGAGCCCCCCGCUUGGCGGGGACACGGUUGAGGAGCUGGAGGAGCUGCUGGAGGCCCUGCGGCGGGUGCAGAGCUGCCUGGUGGACGCCCAGUCGCAGGCCGACGUGGCUCUGGUGCUGGGCCUGCUGCACAAGGAGGACUUCCAGAGCGCCUUCGCCGUCUACAGCGCCGUGGCCCAGCAGAUGCAGCCGCGUGGCAGCCCGCCCUUGCCCCUCACCGCCCAGGCCCGCAGCCUUUAUCAGGAGGUGCAAUGCAUCCUACAAUCCAGUCACCAGGAGGAAGGUGUAGAGCUCAGGAGCCUACUCACCACCCCCCACUUCCAGGCUCUGAUGCAGGCCCACGACAGUGUGGCGGAGCAGGAGUUGGAGCCGGACCCAGAAGAGAGAUUGAUUCAGUACCUGGGUGAGACCGUCAAACUGGUGCGGCUGGAGAAGGCCAGCGACAUUCCUCUGGGCGCCACGGUUCGUAACGAAAUGGACAGCGUGGUGGUGAGUCGUGUGGUAAAGGGCGGGACAGCCGAGCGGAGCGGUCUCCUGGCUGAGGGAGAUGAGAUCCUGGAGAUCAACGGCGUGCCUGUCCGCGGGAAGAACGUCAACGAGGUCCACGACCUUCUGGUGGAGAUGCAUGGCACUCUGACCUUCCUCCUUAUCCCCAGUUCUCAGAACAAAACGCCCUCACACAGGCAGACUGUGAUGCACGUGAGGGCUUACUUUAACUACGACCCGUCUGAUGACCCAUACAUGCCGUGCAGGGAGCUGGGCCUGUCUUUCCAGAAGGGAGACAUCCUCCACAUCAUCAGCCAGGAUGACCCCAGCUGGUGGCAGGCCUACAGGGACGGGGAUGAGGACAACCAGCCCCUAGCCGGGCUAGUUCCAGGGAAGAGCUUCCAGCAGCAGAGAGAAGCUAUGAAGAAAAACAUUGUGGACAGGAAUCCUGACAGCCCAGGGAAGCUUUGGUGUGCAAUGAAGAACAAGAAGCAGAGGAAGAAAACCAUGUACAACCCCAACAGGAACGUUGACUACUACGCCGACGAAAUCCUGACCUAUGAGGAAAUGGCACUCUACCACCAGCCGGCCAAUCGCAAGCGACCUAUCGCCCUGAUUGGUCCACCCAACAGCGGGCAGGACGAGCUGCGGCAAAGGCUGCUGUCCAUCGAGCCGGACAGGUUCGCCAUGGCCGUGCCACAUACAACUAGAAACCCACGCAUACACGAGAAGAACGGAAGGGAAUACCACUUUGUAAACCAGCUGGCUUUUGAGGCGGAUGUGGCAGGGGGGAAGUUCAUUGAGUCUGGGGAGUACGAAAGGAACCUGUACGGCACCAGCAGUGACUCGGUUCGACAGGUCAUCAACUCAGGCAGGAUCGGUCUGCUGUGCCUGCACACUAAGUCACUGCGGGUACUGCGGUCCUCCAACCUCAAGCCCUAUGUGAUCUUCAUUGCGCCUCCCUCUCAGGAGCGAUUGCGCACCCUGCUGGCCAAGGAUGGCAAAAACCCAAAGCCAGAGGAGCUGAAGGAGCUGAUUGAGAAGGCCCGUGAGAUGGAGCAGGCCUACGGGCACCUGUUUGACGCGGCCAUUGUUAACGGCGAGCCAGACACAGCAUUCCACGAGCUCCUGCGGCUCAUCAACAAGCUGGACACGGAGCCCCAGUGGGUGCCCUCCUCCUGGCUGUGCUAGGGGUAAGAGGUUAGGGUUGAGUGGUCAACCUAGCGGUCAACUCCAGGAAGCCACAGGAAGGAGGGUUUGGCCUGGGUUGUGUUCAUUAGGCACCAAAUGGAAGAAAACAUAUUGAAACAGGAAGGGAAUACCUGGACUUAUCCAAUGAGAACCAUUUGUUUUAGUUUUUCAUAGAUAAACGUUUUAACACAUUUCACAACGGUGUAUCCUAAUGAACAUGACCCAUAACACAGCUCUGGAGGAACGACCCUAAAAGGAAGGAUGGACAAUGAUCAUUGAGGCCACUGUAAGACCAUUGUGGAGCCUCGCAGACACAAAAUAGAGGGCCCAUUCAUUUUUGCCAGAAAGGGUAACUUGUCCUUUAUCUAGCCUUCUUAUGAAAGUUGGAGUUUACUUCAUUUGCAGGGAUGGACUUUUUAUUAUAUAAGUGUUUGUUUCUGUGUUUGUCUUUGUGAAUGUUCUCUUGGGUUUUUGUCAAUGUCAGCACCAUUCCAGAUUCCAGUAGCAUAUGCAAAGACAUUUAUCCAAAACUGUAGAAAACAUAUUUCCAUUUUAUUCUACUCUAAAUAGCUAUUUAUAAUUGUAAAUAUCUAUUUUUAGAUGAAAUGGCAAACAAAUGUGAAUUACCAUUACACCAGACCCAGUCUAAUAAUGUAUGGUUUGUUUGUAUGUGGUAUACAAGACUGGAACUGUCUGUCUACAAUUGAGGACCAAUUUGCUCCUUUGGAACUACUGUAUGUAACUUUCUCCUAGAAGUAAGGACCAAAGAGAAAGCUGUUGUAUUCUAAAGAUUGGUAAAGGAACUUGCUGUGUAUCAAUGAUAGUAUUAUGUUGUGUUAUCUUGAGUUGCUGCACUUGUACAUCAAAAACAGACCUCAAGAAUCAUUGAUCAUCAGUAAAGAUGACCUCGGUAUCCAUUGUCUAGUGUACCUAGUGUCUACCUACAGACAGGAACAGUGUGAAAACAACAUAUCAAUUUAGCAUCAUUUAAUCUGACCAACUUUUAUUUUCUUUGGUACUUUAUAAGCACAACUCAAAAGAAGCCAUCUUCAAUAUAAUGAAUAUUCCUGAAGAGAAUUGUUUCAAAAUGGUGGACAUUAAAGUUACAUGAAUACUAUUUAAAUCAGGUAAAAUGUAUGAUUUUGGAAUAUACUCGAUACAUAUUGUGUACGAGGGUACGCAUAGUUAAAACAUUUGAGUAGGAAAAAGAUUGAGAGCGAAUAUAAAAUGUACAUUCAUUCCUUACAUGAAUUCCUUCCGUGGCACCACACAAUACAGCAUGUUUCAUUUAGCGCUUCAAUGCAAAAUGGCUGCCAUUUUCACAUACAGCUGUGUGCCCCAGAUACGUUCAGGAUGUUGUACCUUGUAAUAGCUUUCUCA